AUGUGGUUGAUACCAUUCCAUUCACUUCAUUCCUACCAUUAUUAGGAAGCGUCCUCCCCUCACCAGCCUCCUGUGCUGUCUCUGUAGUUGUGUGUGUACUGUAUUGGGUGGUGAGUCAUGUUAGUGAUAGGUAGUAGUUCUGAAAUGCUGUGUACAACUGUCACUCUGGUUGGGUUGGGUCAUGUGUUGUUAGCUCACGGCUCUAGUGGCAUGGCUCUGGUGCUAUGCUUGGCAUCGGGUACAACGUAGAAGCCAGGUAUCGAAUCCCAAAUGUUUUGUUUCUCGUCUUGGGUUGGAACCCUUUAGUUUUCAUCUCUGCAUCCCCUCCCUUGACUUGAGUGUUCUACAGAGUAGAUGAGUCACCUCUGAACCCCCACAAUGCAUCCCUGGUGCACUAUAUGGCGAAUAGGAUGUCAUCUGUCUCUCUCUGUCUCCUCACAGGUCAGUGGGCGGGAUCUGAGUCACCUGACUAAACGGGAUCUUUCUCACCUGAGCAAACGGGAUGCUCUUAGAAUCCUGGCUGCCUAUGAGCACCCAAUCACGCUGCAGAUCAAGGGCCAGCGUGGGAGGGGAUAUGGCUUACAUGACUGCAGCACGCAGACGGAAAGACACUGGGAGCCCCUCCCCCUAGCCCCCCACCUGGCCCUGCACAGUCUGGGGGUCACAGCAGCCGGGACCAUGCCCAGGGUCAACCCGGACGGGCACUACUGCAGCCACAUGAGUCUGCCUCGUGAUCACCGUGACAACGGGAGAUAUGAGUACCUGCCCAACGCUCCACGAGACAUAGAGGACAUGGAACCACUGGACUACCAGACUGAGGAUGAGGACUAUAUGUUGGAGAAACCUCUGGGCUACCUACCUCUCCACCAUGAGCUGGACAGUGGCCUGGGCUGGACCGACGGUAGCCUGCACCAGGGAGACCUCUCUGGCCUGGAGACUGAGGAGGGGGGUCUGGAGGAGUGUCACCCCAGGGGAGGAGGCUCCGGUGGGGGCCUGCUGGUCAGCGGAGGAGGGGGUGGAGGUGGUGGGUCUCCGUCCUCUGAAUCCUUCAUCUCGUCUGAGCUGAGUGACUCUGGCUUCUAUAGCGUGAGCACCGGAGAGUUCCGCCGUUUCCAGAGGCUGUUAGAGAAACGCAUGCGCCUGUACAACGCUCGUCUGCACCACCAAGGGGAGGUGUGUACACGGGAGCGCCGCGACAGCUGGCAGAAGAACCACAGAGAGCUGCUGGAGGCCAUCCCUGAGGCACUGACCAUGCAGCCCCAGCACUCCUGCCUCACGCCUGGCCUGACUGCUCCAUCCGUGGGCCCUCCGCAUCGAGGACUCUUCAGGGUGUCGUCUGUCCAGUUCCGGAAGGCGGAUCGUCCCUGUCUGAGCAAACACAGCUCCAGCAGUGGCUCCCUCUUCAACCCCCAGCACACCCCUGGCCCCCUCUCUGUCCACGCCCCUGUCCUCCCCACCUGCAGUACCCCCUCCGGUCACCACAGGCUUCCGCUGCAGCACCAGGGCUCCAGCUCGGAGGGUCAGCUGAGGAGAAGCAGGACCCUGCACCACCAGGCUCCACCCCAGGAGCGUGUCAGACGGGCCAGUCACCCGUCCUCCCCCUCUUACGCCACCCUGCAGCACUGUGGAGUAGCUCCACUUAGAGGCCUGGAGCUGGGCCUGCCUGAAGAGGGAGAACCAGAACUAGUGCUCACACACCCAGCAGGACUUGCCCUCUCACCUCAGCACCAUGCAACCUCUCCGGGGGAACACAGAGGGGCCAUGCCCUUACCCAGGGGACAUUACUGGGACAAUAGUGGAGGUCGUGACCAGCUGGUUAAUGACAGUAGGCAGCAGGAGAGGAGCUUCAUGACAGACCUACCAGUGUGGGAGAGGGAGCGAGAGAGAGAAAGAGAAAGAGAGAGGGAGCGAGAAAGAGAGCAAGAAAGAGAACGAGAAAGAGAACGAGAGAAAGAAAGAGAGCGGGAAAGAGAAAAACAAAGAGAGAGAGGAAGAGAGGUGCACCGCUUCCACACCCUCAGCCACCCACCCCAGACAUCCACGGACAUCCAUGAGACAUGGCCUAAACCGGCCAAUCGGCUGUCCCACCAGGGGUCAGGGGGUGGUGGGGGCCUCUACAGCACCUUGGAGAGCCACACUGGGUUCGGGUCUGGGGUCGUUGGAGUGUCCAGGAUGGGCUCCAAUCAUAACCCCAACCCUGAUACUACCCCCAACACCAACCCCAACCUUCCUAACCCUAACCCUAACGCAAGGGCUGUGAGGAACCAGAUUCUUCGUGACCGGGCAUCGCGGCUAGCGGACGAGCGCAGCGGGAUGAGUACAGAUGAGGAGAGCCAGGAGGUGAUGAGGGGGAGGUACUGGAGCCGCACUGAGAGACGGGAGCACCUCCUACUGGCCCGCGAGCAGAAACAGCAGCAACAUCAACAACAGCAGGCCAGAGGGCAGCAGGCUUACACAAGGCCAGGAGCCAAUGGAGGAUCAGGAUCUAUGAGAGAUACAGGGGUCAACACAAGAGGAGGAGCUAUGGGUGGACAGGGGGGAGGAGUUAACAGAGAAGGAGAGGCUAUMUCUGGAGGGGGAGGGUCUUUGGGAGACGGCCGGUGCAGCACGGUGCUGGAGCUCAGCCAAAAGAAGUUGAGUCGUCUGAGGAACAGGAAGCUGUUAGAUGAUUGGACGACGGUGGAGGAGCUGCUGACUCAUGGGACGAGGCUGGGCACCGGGGAGGAGAUGUCCCUCUGUCCCAGCUCACUACUGACUGUCACUACUGUAUAGAGUGUGUCUCUGAGUGUAUGUCUGUGUGUUUUUCCACCAUAAAGCACCAUGGACAAAAUUUGUUUGAGGGUAAGUGUAUGCGUGUGAGUAUAUAAGUGUGUGUCACCACUGUACAGCACCUCUGACAAAGUGUGUGUAUGUGUCAGACCUUCUUACUGACUACUGUAACGCACUGCAAGUCUGUAUCUAUUACAAUCUGUGUGUCUGUGUGAGAGAGGAUCGGUCUGUGUGUGUGUCUGCACCAUGUCUGGCUACCUCAUGCUGAUGGGGUUUGUGAAACAAUUUGAAACACAAUACAAUAUCAUGUCAUUUUGUUGA
Molecule: messenger RNA, 3090 nt
Organism: Salvelinus sp. IW2-2015
Lineage: Eukaryota; Metazoa; Chordata; Actinopteri; Salmoniformes; Salmonidae
Source: RefSeq, a predicted model, not a curated record